This is a messenger RNA of Rangifer tarandus platyrhynchus (Svalbard reindeer), 597 nucleotides long. Lineage: Eukaryota; Metazoa; Chordata; Mammalia; Artiodactyla; Cervidae. The record is from the annotation of a GenBank genome assembly.
AUGCACGGUACACUGACAGCUUCACAAAGAUCUCAACCUGCCCCCAAGCAGAUCAGCAAUGCUUCCACCGCCCUACCAUGGCGCUUAGCAGACAGCAGGGACGUGCUGGUGUCAGAAGACUCGCUGGGCUGGCGGUCUCUCCAGGCUGCGCCCAGAUGGAAAUCCCAGGGGCGCCCCCACCUGAAGGCCAGUCGUUGGCAGCAGGACGGGCUCCUGCAGGAUGUCAUGCAGAGCAGUGUUAGGGAGGGCGCGGGGUCCUCCAGCCUGAAGACCUCGCUGCAGGCGCUGACUUUAAGCUCCGAGGAUGGAGCCCAGUCCUCCGUGUCCUUGUCUCUCACCUGCAGGGGACUUGGCCACCCAAAACCUUGCUCUCUCUCUCCACCUCAAUUUCCCAAGUGCGGGUGGGACUGCAAGGGGAACGUCUUCACCACUGACAGCUCGGGGUCCUUUGGACCUGCGAUCAGGCCAGCCAGACAGUGUGAAGAUUGCGUGGGGCAGGAGUCCCUCCCUGAAGGCACACUCUCAGUGGGGAGAUCUCAUCAUCAAGGUCAAGACAAACCACAGACGAGGCAGAUACUUCUUCUGACCCUGGUCUGA